Orycteropus afer afer is the source of this 1761-nucleotide messenger RNA. RefSeq names its product arginyl aminopeptidase like 1 (gene RNPEPL1). Lineage: Eukaryota; Metazoa; Chordata; Mammalia; Tubulidentata; Orycteropodidae. Gene Ontology annotation, biological process: proteolysis. Gene Ontology annotation, molecular function: metalloaminopeptidase activity; zinc ion binding. The record is from RefSeq and is a predicted model, not a curated record.
UUCCGGGUGGACCCGUUCACAGACUACGGCUCCUCGCUCACUGUCACGUUGCCGCCCGAGCUGCCGGCGCACCAGCCCUUCCAGGUCAUCCUGCGCUACACCUCCAUCGAUGCCCCCGCCAUCUGGUGGCUGGACCCGGAGCUGACCUACGGCCACGCCAAGCCCUUCGUAUUCACUCAGGGCCACUCCGUGUGUAAUCGCUCCUUCUUCCCCUGUUUCGACACACCCGCCGUCAAGUGCACCUACUCGGCUGUCGUCAAGGCUCCCUCGGGGGUGCAGGUGCUGAUGAGCGCCACCCGCACUGUGUACGUGGAGGAGGAGGGCGUGUAUCACUUCCACAUGGAGCACCCCGUGCCUGCCUACCUCGUGGCCCUCGUGGCCGGAGACCUCCAGCCUGCGGACAUCGGACCCAGGAGCCGUGUGUGGGCUGAGCCAUGCCUGCUGUCCACCGCCACCAGCAAGCUGUCAGGUGUGGUAGAGCAGUGGCUUAGUGCGGCUGAGAGGCUGUACGGGCCCUACAUGUGGGGCAGGUACGACAUAGUCUUCCUGCCGCCGUCUUUCCCCAUUGUGGCCAUGGAGAACCCUUGCCUCACCUUCAUCAUCUCCUCCAUCCUGGAGAGCGACGAGUUUCUGGUCAUUGACGUCAUCCACGAGGUGGCCCACAGCUGGUUUGGCAACGCCGUCACCAACGCCACCUGGGAGGAGAUGUGGCUGAGCGAGGGCCUGGCCACCUAUGCCCAGCGACGCAUCACUACAGAGACCUACGGUGCAGCCUUCACCUGCUUGGAGACAGCCUUCCGCUUGGAUGCCCUGCACCGGCAGAUGAAAGUGCUAGGGGAAGACAGUCCCGUCAGCAAGCUGCAGGCCAAGCUGGAGCCAGGAGUGAACCCCAGCCACCUGAUGAACCUGUUCACCUACGAGAAGGGUUACUGCUUCAUGCACUACCUGUCCCAGCUCUGCGGAGACCCCCAGCGCUUUGACGACUUUCUCCGUGCCUACGUGGAGAAGUUCAAGUUCAGCAGCGUGGUGGCCCAGGACCUGCUAGACUCCUUCCUCAGCUUCUUCCCUGAACUGAAGGAGCAGAGCGUGGACUGCCGGGCAGGGCUGGAGUUUGAACGCUGGCUCAAUGCCACGGGCCCUCCGCUGGCAGAGCCAGAUCUGUCUCAGGGCUUUAGUCUGACCCGGCCGGUGGAGGCCCUCUUCCAGCUGUGGACGGCAGAGCCCCUGGACCAGGUGGCCGCCUCGGCCAGUGCUGUCGACAUCUCUAAGUGGAGGACCUUCCAGACAGCAUUGUUCCUCGACCGGCUGUUGGACGGGUCCCCGCUGCCCCAGGAGGUAGUGACCAGCCUGUCCAAGUGUUACUCGGCCCUGCUGGACUCGAUGAAUGCAGAGAUCCGUAUCCGCUGGCUGCAGCUUGUGGUCCGCAACGACUACUACCCCGACUUGCACAGGGUGCGGCGCUUCCUGGAGAGCCAGAUGUCGCGCAUGUACACCAUCCCGCUGUACGAGGACCUCUGCACCGGCGCCCUCAAGCCCUUCGCCCUGGAGGUCUUCUACCAGACUCAAGGCCGGCUGCACCCCAACCUGCGCAGAACCAUCCAGCAGAUCCUGUCCCAGGGCCUGGGCCCAGGCGUGGAGCCGGUUGCGGAGCCCAGUGCCGAGCGGGACGCGGGCCCGGACACGGACACGCCGGCCCUGCUGCUCGGGGAGGAGGCCCCCGGCAGUGCCAUCUCUCUCAGGGACGUCAACGUGUCUGCCUAG